AUGCACGAAGACUUCAGUUGGACUCCACUAGCAGUUUAAAAAAGGUUUUGCUGACCUUUGUCAAGUAUGAUACUGUAUGUUUAUCUGUGGAAGUGUUAAUUUGUCUUCUUUGAUCAAGGCUUGUAAAGUAAGCAUUUAUAUCACGGUAAGGUCUACCUGUUGUAUUCAGCGCAUGUGACAAAUAAUAUUUGAUUUGAUUUGGGGUGGAGAAAGCAGGCAGAGACGGAAUGAAUGACAUUGCCUUUCUAAACAAAGACGGGGACAGUUUUCCUACUGAGUCCAGAAAGCAGAGCCCAGUGGUAUCUGCUGCCGCCACGUUAUGCGGGUAUCUGGACAAGCUGAGCGGGCCACUGAAGGUCUGGAGGUCCCUCUGGUUCAUAUACGAAGAGAAGGAGUGUCAGCUGGUCUACUACAAGUGUGCCCAGGAUGUGAAUCCACUGGGAUGGAUUGACCUGUCCAAUGCCAUACUGGGAGACCUACCACAGGCAGACCAGGGGACCUUCUACAUUCAAACACCCGAGCGCACCUUCACCCUCAAGGCUGUGAAUUGCGAGUCUAUGAUAUACUGGCUGAAGCAGCUCCAGUUGAAGAGGUGGCAUCAUGGGAACAUUUCUGGAAAGCUGGGAAUGGUCACCAGUCACCAUGCACUACGACGAUACGCCACGCUGAGUGACGUCCUCCUCAGACACACUCCGACAGGAAUUCAUAAGGAAUACUUACUCCGGAGCCGCUCCUCCCAGGAGCUCAGCCACAGCCUCAGCUGGGAGGAACUCUGGGAUCCAUUCCUGCCACUCAAAGACAUCCAGGCCCCUCCAUAUUUUGACCAGGACAAAUCACCUCCAAAAACAAAUAUUGAGCCCUCUGGGCCAAAAACACAGUGGGUCCAGGAGAUAGAGGCACCAAAGGGACACCAGAGCUCCCUAAGCAGUGAGGGCUCCUCUUCUAACCCCGCAGACAAGACUGCUAGUCCACAGCAGGAAGAGCCUCCAGACACCGCCCGUCUUCAACAGGAAGUGCUCAGUCUGGCAGGCCAGGUCAAGGCCCAGAAGGAUCUAGUAUCCCUGUUGCAGAAGGCCCUGGAGUUGGCCCAGCAGGAGAAAUUGACUCCUGCAGUAGAGUCCCCGAGGUCGGAGUGUGAAUGGAAGAGUUCCAACCCACAACCAUGGAAUCAAGGCGAGUGCAACACAGAUCAUUCGUAUGGCCUGCAGGUUGCGCCACUGCUGCGGCACGACUGUGUGGCCGAGUCUCAGGAUCACCUCAGGUUACUGGCUGAGAGGAACCAGGCUGAGAGAGAGUUGGUCCUCCGUCUGUCCCAACAAGUGGCUGAGAGUUUGGCCGACCCCCAGCGAAGCCUCGUCCGCGGUUGGACUGUCCUUGAAACGCAGGAGCAGCUGAGACAGGAGAUUAGGAAUCUUAAGGACAACAUUGAGGCCUACAAGACUCAGAAUACUUACUUGAACGCAGAGAUCUACAAGUUAACCAAGGAAUGGAGGAAGAGUACAGAACAAGAGAAGUGCUUGAUGAUAAAGUGUGCCCAUCUGGAGGCCAAGGUGUUCCGGAUGGAGAGCAGGUCUCUGACAGUCCUCUUCAAGCUACAGGAGAGCAGAGGUUUGGAGAGACACAGGGAAGCCAUAAAGACCCUGAUCACCGACACUCUUCGGGAGGGCGGGAGGGACAUUCUGGAACUGAACCCUGCCAGGGAAUAUGAUGAGUAUGGGUUUAGAAUCUCCACUGACAUCCAAAUGGAUGAUAUGAAGCUGCUGGCCAAACUGCAAGCAUUAGGGAUUCAUUCCCACGAUCACCCACAACAACAGAAGGAUGGGGAAGAGGAGGGGGACAGCGAGCGUCUUUGGGGCCGAUGGGCACAGCACUUUGAUGGCAGACGAUCAGACAAGGCGGUGGCCUCUCCGAAGCUGAAGGGGCUUCUGAGAAAGGGCGUGCCGCACCACUACAGGCGUCGUGUGUGGCGCUGGAUAGUGUGGAGCCGCACCCGCUCCCUGAGAGAGCGCCAGCCCCACUGGUACCAACAGAUAUGCUUUAGGAGCCAGGCUGCUUCGGCCCACCGGGUCUCGCAGCAGAUCUGGUUGGACCUGGAGACCACUCUGAGGGGGAACCGCCACUUCUCCUUCCCCGCCAAGUGUGCCGUCCGGAAGCUACAUCGUAUCCUCCUAGCCUUUUCUUGUCAUAACCGGUCUGUCGGCUACUGCCAGGGCCUCAACAGAUUGGCUGCAAUGGCCUUGCUAGUGUUGCAGAGCGAGGAAGAUGCUUUCUGGUGUCUGGUGGCCAUUGUCGAGACCAUCAUGCCUCAGGACUUCUAUGGCAAGACUCUAACAGCAUCUCAGGUGGAGCAGCGCGUGCUCAAGGACUUCAUGGCAGAGAAGAUGCCGAGACUAACAGCCCAUUUCCACUGUCACGGAGUGGAUGUGUCCCUGGUCACCUCCGACUGGUUCCUAGCUGCGUUUGUGGAGAGGCUGACCAGUGACGUCCUGCUCAGAAUUUGGGACGCCUUCCUGUACGAGGGCACCAAGGUGAUAUUUCGCUAUGCAUUGGCGCUCUUCAAAUACACAGAAGAGGACAUUCUGAAGAUUCAUCAUAGUGUGGAUAUCUACCAGUACCUCCGUUUCAUCACCAGAACCAUCACAGACAGCAGGAGACUGACAACCAUUGCAUUCAGCGACAUGAACCCGUUUCCUUUCAGGCUGCUCCGUCAGAGACGGGCCCUGCACCUUCAGUGUGUGCAUGUACAGUUGAGUGAGUUAGAGCGUAUCCAGAGGGAGCUGGGUAGAGAGCGACGCCAGCACAAGGACAGGGAGCUUGGGCUCGUUUCCAGCGAAGAUGAGGGGGACACAUGAGCUCUGGAUAAAAUGCUCUGGCCAGAUUCCAAUCGGAACUUUUACCCCCUGCGUCCUGUUACUCACUUAUCUCAGUAGAUAUUGUCAGUUUGUCAUUUCUUGUUUGAUGUUUUCAAUGUUCAUGUUUUAUUGUCACGUGCAUAAAUACAGUGAAAUGCCUUUCUUGCAAGGUCUUUCCCAACAAUGCAGUAAUCAAUAUCAAUAGUACUAUAAAAUGUAUAAAGUAGAAUAAAAAAUGACGAGAAAUAGAAAUUAGAACACGAGGAAGCAAGUAAGCUAUAUACAGGGUCAGUACCAGUACCAUAUCUACAAUGCCAUAUUUACAAUGUGUUGGGAGUGGUAGGAAUAGAUACAUCGAGCUCCAAAAGUAUUGGGACAGUGACACAUUUGAUGUUGUUUUGGUUCUGUACUCCAGCACUUUGGAUUUGAAAUGACACAAUGACUGACUGUGAGGUUAAAGUGCAGACUGUCAGUUUAAAUCUGAGGGUAUUGUCACCCAUAUCAGGUGAACUGUUUCGAAAUUACAGCCCUUUUUGUACAUAGUCCCCCCCAUUUUAGAAGACCAAAAGUAUUGGGACAAAUUCACUUGCGUGUAUUACAGUCGUAAAACGUUAAGCAUUUGGUCCCAUUUUCAUAGCACGCAAUGACUACAUCAAGCUUGCGACUCUGUUGGAUGCAUUUGCUGUUUGUUUUGGUUGUGUUUCAGAUUAUUUGUGUCCCAAAAAAAAUGCAUGAUCACUUUUACUGUAAAUAACAAUAGAAUGUUUCAAAACACUUCUACAUUACUGUGGGUGCUACCCUAUUUAUGGAUAAUCCUGAAUGAAUUGUGAAUAAUGAGUGAGAAAGUUAGAGGCAUAAAUAUUUUUCUCACUCAUUAUUAUUCAUGAUUCAUUCAGGACUUUGUAACUGUCCCAAUACUUUUGAAACUCACUUUUUGUAUAGGGCUAAAUUGACUAGGCAUCAGGAUAUAUGAUAUGUGGCAGACCAGGGGGUUUGGUCAAGAUGUUUACACAGAUCAGACACGGACAGAGUAGGAUUAGCUCAGUUUCAAUGGUGUUUAUUUAAAUAAUAAAUCAAAAAGAAAAGGAUAGGUCUCCCCCAUGAGACCCUCUACGGGAUACCGUCUUCUGGGCUCCAGGUCUUGCUGUAUCCUGCCAGGAUCAAAACUGCACUCACUCCUGUUACCUCUGUAACCAUCCCCAACUAUGCAGGAGUCCUUUCUUACCCCCCACUCUCUUCCUGUGUGAUGCUUUAUGGGCCCUUGAUUACACACCAACUCCCAAUCAGCUCCCUGGCUGGAAAAGCUGUCGAGACCUGGUAUGUCCAGAAGAUGGAGCCAUCGCCUUGUGAUGUACACACCGUCUGUCACCAGGCCUCGACGAGUCUCCCUCUGGUGGCUGACUUGCUGUAUGCCACAAAUGAUUGUAUGUGAGUGUGUGUGCGUGUGUAGAGUCAUUGUGUUUGUUUGUGUGUGUGUGUGUGUGUGUGUGUGUGUGUGUGUGUGUGUGUGUGUGUGUGUGUGUGUGUGUGUGUGUGUGUGUGUGUGUGUGUGUGUGUGUGUGUGUGUGUGUGUGUGUGUGAGCAAAUGAAGCGUGAGUGUGCAUAAUCAGUUAAUAAAUAAUGCAAAAAUACUGUGCUGUUGUAACAUUGCAAAGCGUGCUUGAGUGCUAGAAACAUGCUUUGUAAAUCUGUAUUAUGAUUUAUUUAAUGGUGAAAUAAGUAUAGCCAGUUAUGGCUUAGCAGAUAAUAAGAUAAUAAGAAAAGACAAUCAGUAUUUACCUGGCUAAAGAGAAGGAAUAUAAUAUCUAUUGUUUACAGGAAAUGUAUUUAACAAUUUUAGAUGUAGUUGUGUGGAAAAAGGACUGGGGGUGAAAUAAACUUCUCAGAUGGGCAAAGA
This is a messenger RNA of Oncorhynchus nerka (sockeye salmon), 4749 nucleotides long. RefSeq names its product TBC1 domain family member 2A-like. NCBI's taxonomy places the organism in Eukaryota, Metazoa, Chordata, Actinopteri, Salmoniformes, Salmonidae. The transcript is spliced from 13 exons. The coding region runs from base 228 to 2852 and encodes 874 amino acids. The record is from RefSeq and is a predicted model, not a curated record.